Castor canadensis (American beaver) is the source of this 1047-nucleotide messenger RNA. NCBI's taxonomy places the organism in Eukaryota, Metazoa, Chordata, Mammalia, Rodentia, Castoridae. The record is from RefSeq and is a predicted model, not a curated record.
CAGGUCACCCUUCUAGGGUCCCCAUCUGGAAGGCAGCAGGAACAACCCGUUCAGGCUCUCAAAACCUCUCGUUUGUUCUGGAUUGGGAGGAACAUGAGCGGGCUUGACAGAGGCAACAACUGCUCAUUCAGUGACGUGGACGAGCUCAUGAAGACCCUGCAGAUGGCGGUCCACAUUCCCACCUUCCUCUUGGGCCUGCUGCUUAACCUGCUGGCCAUCCGCGGCUUCAGCACCUUCCUGAAGAGGCGUCCGGACUACACAGCCACCUCCAUCUACAUGAUCAACCUGGCCAUCUUUGACCUGCUGCUGGUGCUCUCGCUGCCGUUCAAGAUGGCCCUGUCGCAGGUGCAGCUCCCGUCCCUGGCCUUCUGCACCCUGGUGGAGUGCCUCUACUUCAUCAGCAUGUACGGGAGUGUCUUCACCAUCUGCUGCAUCAGCCUGGACAGGUUCCUGGCCAUCCAGUACCCGCUCCUGGUCAGCCACCUCCGGUCCCCCAGGAAGACCUUGGGGAUCUGCUGUGUCAUCUGGCUCCUGGUGUGGACCGGGAGCAUCCCGAUCUACAGCUUCCACGGGAAAGUGGACACGUACACGUGCUUCCACAACAUGUCAGACGGCACCUGGAGCGCCAAGGUCUUCUUCCCCCUCGAGGUGUUCGGCUUCCUCCUCCCCAUGGGCGUCAUGGGCUUCUGCUCGUGCCGGAGCAUUCACAUUCUGCUGGGCCGUCGGGACCGCACCCAGGACUGGGUCCAGCAGAGAGCCUGCAUCUGGACCAUCGCGGCCAGCCUGGCCGUCUUCGUGGUCUCCUUCCUCCCGGUGCUGGGCCUCUUCCUGCAGUUCCUGGUGAGGAAUGGCUUCAUCGUGGAGUGCGGAGCCAAACAGAGCAUCAGCCUGUUCUUGCAACUGUCCCUGUGUUUCUCCAACAUUAACUGCUGCCUGGAUGUUUUCUGCUACUACUUUGUCAUCAAGGAAUUCCGCACCGAUGUCAUGGCCCACCGGCCUUCCAGGGUCCAGCUGGUCCACCAGGACACCAUGUCUACCAGGGGAUAA